Molecule: messenger RNA, 1257 nt
Organism: Cordyceps militaris CM01
Lineage: Eukaryota; Fungi; Ascomycota; Sordariomycetes; Hypocreales; Cordycipitaceae
Product: monooxygenase, putative
Exons: 1
Coding region: 1-1257 (418 amino acids)
Molecular function (GO): FAD binding
Source: RefSeq, a predicted model, not a curated record
AUGCCUGCCGACACUCCCUCCCACUUCCUCUCCGGAAAGUCGAUAUUUGUCAUUGGUGCCGGUCUUUCCGGCUCUGCCUUUGUUGCCAGUCUCCGUGCGGUCUGGGACCACGACGUUCCGUUUCCGAAGCUUACUGUCUUUGAUCGCGACCCCAAGAGCACACAUGAACGACGCGGCGGGUACAGCCUAUCUUUGUCUGGGAGCGACGACUCGGGAGGGCUCGUCGCCCUCAACAAAUCCGGACUUCUCGCAGAGGUAUUGCGCAACGCCAUUGCCGGUGUGGGUGGCGAUGGUGCUUUCAAGCUCUGGACACCCGCUUGGAAAGUGCUCGCAGGAGCCCGGCGAAGGCCGGUAGACGGAAUACCUACAGCAAGUGUACGGAUUUCCCGAAAGGUCAUUCGUCGAGUACUACUUGACGCUGCUCAGCUGAAUUCUGAAGACGCUGUUCGUUGGAAUACUCGGUGCGUGUCCGUAUCCAAGCUACCAAACGGUCGUCUAGCAGUAGGAGUAGUCCGAGGGGAUGAAAGCGAACCUAGGAUUAUGGAAUGCGAUCUCGUCAUCGUUGCGGACGGCGCCAAUAGCAAGAUCCGUAACCAUCUAAGACCGGACGACGGGUUGGAAUACACAGGUGCCGUCCUGCGCACCGGCAUAUCACGACUUUCCGGGUCACUGCCAGAGGAGAUUGGUAGAAACUGGGGCUUCGUACUAUCUGGUACAGGCACCUCGUUUUUCGUUUCUCCCGUGGGAGAAAAGGACGUUCAAUGGGCUGUUGGCCAUAUCGAGGAAAAGGUGUGUACAGAGACGGGCGAUAUGGGCCAUCCGAAGCGCGUCAUCGAGCGGGCUUCAGAUCUCGGCUCCAAUAUUGCCGAGCCAUUCAAGACAAUUCUUUCACACACGGAUCCAGAUACUGUGAUGUGUAUCAACGCCUACGACAAGCUUCCAUUUCAGCACUCGGAUAUCAGUGCGAUGCCGGUUGUCUUCAUCGGCGAUAGCAAUCACGCCCUCAGCCCUUUCGCGGGGUACGGCGCCAAUCUUGGUCUCAGUGAUGCAUGGGAUCUCGCAGAGCAGCUUGCCAAGGGUCCUUCACUAGAGAAGGCCAUUCGCGCGUAUGAUGCCAUUAGCUUUCCACGAGCGUCCAAGAUUGUCAGAGGUGCACGAGGACGGCUGCGGGCUGGUCACAGCACGGGGCUGAGAUAUCUUCUUUUCAUGUUUGUGUUGCUUUUCGCUCGGGUCUUUCGUUGGGUUUUCCGCAAAUAG